Gallus gallus (chicken) is the source of this 4157-nucleotide messenger RNA. RefSeq names its product dopamine receptor D2 (gene DRD2). Gene Ontology annotation, molecular function: dopamine neurotransmitter receptor activity, coupled via Gi/Go; G protein-coupled receptor activity. Gene Ontology annotation, cellular component: glutamatergic synapse; presynaptic membrane. Gene Ontology annotation, biological process: adenylate cyclase-activating adrenergic receptor signaling pathway; adenylate cyclase-inhibiting dopamine receptor signaling pathway. The transcript has 8 exons. Lineage: Eukaryota; Metazoa; Chordata; Aves; Galliformes; Phasianidae. Bases 632 to 1945 code for a protein of 437 amino acids. The record is from RefSeq and is marked validated.
GAAUCCGCCGCUCGCUCCGCAGCCCCGGGGCGGGAGAGUCGCCCGCCUACCCUGCAGCCAUCUCCUGGUCGGCUUCGAGGGGUAAGUUUGCCCCCGGCAGGCAGAGCACGGAGGGAAGGGGACGGAUCUCGCGGCCAGCCCAGAGAGCUGGAGUGGAAACAGGUUGUUUGCAUCUCAGCGUGGGAGGAAGGGGCGGCUCUGGCUGCCAGCGAGCCCAAUGCGGGCUCUGGGAAUGGGGAUGGAGCUGCCGCUUCUCCACCCAGUGAUGUGCUGAAGGAAACGGACAGAGAAUUUCUGCAGGAAGGUUUGCUCCCAGAUCGCGUCUUCCCGGGAAGCCAAAGCGCUCCCCGAGCUUCUGAAGUUCCAGCAGUUGCUAGCUUGGCUUGGGGUUAACCACAGCAAGGUUCGUCUGCACGAGUCCCAGCUUGUUUUUUGCUCCUCUGCAUGCGCACGGUCAGGAAAAGUGCCCCUGAAUACUGAAAAGUCUCUUUGGAAACCCGGGAGAGCUCAGAAAAAACCACGGUGGAGAGUUGUGGUGUUUUGGAUAUAUUUCACACAGAGUACUGCUGCCUCUGCUCGAGAAAUUCAUAUGGCUUGAAGGGUGGAGCUGGGACCUGGCAAGUUCACCUUCAUGGAUCCCCUGAAUCUAUCCUGGUACAACAGUGGGGACAGGAACUGGAGCAAGCCUCUCAAUGAGUCCAGUGCAGACCAGAAGCCUCAGUAUAACUACUAUGCUGUGCUGCUCACCCUCCUCAUCUUUGUCAUUGUGUUCGGCAACGUGCUGGUCUGCAUGGCUGUGUCCAGGGAGAAAGCCCUGCAGACCACCACCAAUUACCUGAUCGUCAGCCUGGCGGUGGCGGAUCUCCUGGUGGCCACUCUGGUCAUGCCCUGGGUGGUCUAUCUGGAGGUGGUUGGGGAGUGGAGGUUCAGUCGGAUCCACUGUGAUAUCUUCGUCACCCUCGAUGUCAUGAUGUGCACUGCCAGUAUCCUCAACCUCUGUGCCAUCAGCAUUGACAGGUACACAGCCGUAGCGAUGCCAAUGCUGUACAACACCCGCUACAGCUCCAAGCGCCGGGUCACCGUCAUGAUCGCCGUGGUCUGGGUGCUCUCGUUUGCCAUCUCCAGCCCAAUCCUGUUUGGCCUCAACAAGGCAGAUGAGAAGGAGUGCAUCAUUGCCAAUCCUGCCUUCGUCGUGUAUUCCUCCGUUGUCUCCUUCUAUGUCCCCUUCAUCGUCACCCUGCUGGUGUACGUGCAGAUCUACAUCGUGCUCCGCAAGCGCAGGAAGCGCGUCACCACCAAGCGCAGCAGCCACGUCCUGGACUCGGACACGCAGGCGCCUCUGAAGGACAAAUGCACUCAUCCAGAAGACGUGAAGCUCUGCACAGUUAUUGUGAAGUCCAAUGGGAGUUUCCAAGUUAAUAAGCGCAAAGUGGAGGCGGAAAGUCACAUAGAGAUGGAAAUGGAGAUGGUGUCCAGUACCAGUCCCCCUGAGAGAACACUUGCCAAGCCAGCAGCACCAAGCAACCACCAGCUGGUUGUCCCCAUUGCCUCUAGACGGUGCACCUUGGACAGCCCUGGGAAAGUAGAGAAGAAUGGACAUGCCAAAGAAAACCUACACACAGCCAAGGUCUUUGAGAUCCAGUCCAUGCCUAAUGGCAAGACGAGGAGCACUCUUCUCAAGGCUAUGAACAGGAGGAAACUCUCACAACAGAAGGAGAAGAAAGCCACCCAGAUGCUAGCCAUCGUACUUGGUGUUUUCAUCAUCUGCUGGCUCCCGUUCUUCAUCACUCACAUCUUGAACAUGCACUGCGAUUGCAACAUCCCCCCAGCAAUGUACAGCGCCUUUACGUGGCUUGGAUAUGUCAACAGUGCUGUCAAUCCAAUUAUUUACACCACCUUCAAUAUUGAAUUUCGCAAGGCUUUCAUGAAGAUCCUCCACUGUUAAAAGUAAAAACAUUAACCGCAUUUUUACGAAUGAGAAAAAGAAACCAACGCCGUUCACGCGCACAAACAGGCAGCCAUGGAGAGGUCUCGAGCUCUUGCGCUGGGCAUGAGGAGCGCAGUGCCACGGAGUGCCGUGCCCACACGCCUCUUGGCAGGGACAUCACGAGGAUCUCCAUACUGAGGUUCUCCCACUCCUUUGGGCUCCCGGAUAUCCAUCCCAGGGGCACUUCUAAGAGCUACCCUCACACUGUGUUUGAAGUGGAAGCAAAAAUCGAGACACACUCGCUUGAUUCUUGCCUGUGGCCAUCUAACCUUGAGUGCAUUAAACACAGACACUCGCAGAGCCGCGUGCAGGCAGUGAUGAGUCACUGCUGCUGGCUCGCGCAUGGAGUCACCGAUACGAUUCUCACCAAAGACAAGAGCAUCUUUUCCGCUUUGCAAUAGGAGCCAGACAGAGCUUGCAGAAACUCCAUACAAUAUCUUUGCCUUCACCUCCAGCUGACUUACCCAGUAUCAAACUGCUGCAGCCCUGAGGGAAAACACACAUACAAAUUUAAGACGUUCCCAGGUGGGUUAAGAAGGCACUGCCACCUAUGGAUCCAAACCCUGCAACAAGCAAUGGGCAGAAGGAGGAGCAGGAGCAUGAGUCUCAUGCAGGACCACUACAUCAAUGUAAAUACGAGUAAAUAGGAUGAAUUGAACAGAAGUCCAAGCCAAAAAAUAAAAGGAGAGAAAUUAAAGAAGUGAUACUUUGUACUGCACAGUGUGCACUCGGAUCAAACAAGACGCCAACCAUCACUGAUUGUCAGCCAGCCCAGCAGCAAUUUCUACCCACCAGCAUCUCAUCUCCAGACUCUCAAGAAGUAAAAGCCAGGUGAGGAGUGAUAGCAUGAUGAAUGUAGAGACAUGAAGACUGUGACAGGAGAGACUGUGCAUCUGGGGCCACAUCCAUUUCAGAUGUGAACUUGGACAGGACAAGUUAGGUCCAGAUCUUCCCACCUAACUUUAAGGCACCAUAAAGCCAAGGAUGACCUCGGAUAUGAUUUACCUAUGUUUCUCACAGACAGUGUGUAAAGUAACGUCGUGCCUAAUUUAAAUUAGCAGCAAAUGAGAUAAAGACUGUGCAUUUUGGAAAAAAAGCCAGAAUAAAAGCCCAAGGAAGUCCCUAGCUAGACCUGCUCUGUGUCCAGGUGGGACUCUGGAUGGGUCCAGAUGUUUCCAGCAUCUUUUACCCUCUGCUGUGUUUCAUAGUUUAAAACAAAUGGAAAUCCAUAACAGCAUAAUGUCACCACGCUGACUCUGGCAUUGCCAAAUCUAACUCUAUGCUUAUCGUACUCAGUUCACAAUAUAUUUUAUAGUAUCUCUGUAAAUAAAAUACAGUAAGAUGAAUAAAUUGACAUGGAAAUAGGUCUGGCUAGAAACUGAUGUAGGCUCUGGAGAGCUUGAUGAUGACAAUAGCCAUAUGCAGAGGCAGGCUCCCUCAUUCCAAUCACCUCCUGUUUCCCAGAGAAGUUAAAACAAUCCAGAGAGCAAUAUAAUCCCCUUUUUCUCUAUGCAGUUUGUGGAAUAUCCACGCAGUUUCCGCUUUAGAUCAGACAAAGACCGCUGCCAAGCAGCGCUUCUUUUAUUAUCUGUUUUUCCUGUAUUGCUAACAAAGUGUUUUCCCAUGGGAUGGGCUGCGCAGGCUGUAUGUGUUCCAGCUGUACAUCAAGGAGAGACUGCGUCAGGCAGCUGUAAUGCAUGCUCUCAGUUGUCUUCUGAAACCAAGGCAGGAGUCCCACCUUUAUCCGAAGCCUUCCCACCUAAUCCUCUGUUCCUGGAAGAAGCUGAUAACCAGUGUUAUUAGUAUUUUGCCCAUGGGCUUUUAUAACAUUUGAACGUGGCUCUUCGAAGUCUGGUCACAGCUAUAAAUUUAAAUUACAGAUGCCUGAAUGUGUAACUCGAGGUCUCAGGCACAGGAGUCAGAAAAGUUUCAACCAGGUAUGUGCACACAGUGGUGGGAAUCAAUUCAGACUGUUCUUAAUGGAAAGAUUCAAAGAAUCAUUGAAUGAGAAAAAAAACACUGAUAAGCCCAUGCUUAUUUUUCUAUCACAUUUACAACAGCAGAAAUGUGCCAUUUGACUCUGUGAACUGCCAGGUGAGGAGAUGAAUCGAAACAGAAAAUAAUAUGCAUGUACACAAAAACGAAAACAAUUAAAGCAUUUGGAAGUUGC